This is a messenger RNA of Lutzomyia longipalpis, 1812 nucleotides long. It is a transcript of the gene PIG-T, whose product is annotated as GPI transamidase component PIG-T. Gene Ontology annotation, biological process: attachment of GPI anchor to protein. Gene Ontology annotation, cellular component: GPI-anchor transamidase complex. The transcript has 2 exons. Bases 46 to 1785 code for a protein of 579 amino acids. The record is from RefSeq and is a predicted model, not a curated record. NCBI's taxonomy places the organism in Eukaryota, Metazoa, Arthropoda, Insecta, Diptera, Psychodidae.
CCGCUAGACGGCGCCACUAGUCACCGAUAUUUUAUAAACAAAAAAAUGUUGCUUUUUCUCAUUUCCUUUUUAUUGUCCGUAAAUGUGAUUUCCUGUGAGUACAGAGAUAAUUUCCACGAGGAGUUGUUCAUCAAGCCCCUGCCCAGUGGCCAUGUAAACACAUUCUUUCAAUUCACCACGAAAUGGCAGUACAGUGAGAAAGAAAAUCUUCAUCACACACACCUUGCUCCACGUUCCAUUGCGGAGAUUUUCUACGUGUACAGCCUUCGGGAACUUCAUGUGAGUCUCACAAAUGUCUUGUGGAGGUAUGAAAGUUGGGGUUAUCCGGUGAUUGAUGCGGCUCCGGGUGCUGAAGUGUGGGCCUGGUUUGCGCAGGAGGAACAGAAUACCCCGGAGAAGAUUGAUGAGCAAUGGAGGAAGCUUGUUGCGACACUUUCGGGUCUUCUGUGUGCCUCAUUGGGCUUUAUUGAUGACACCAACACCGUUCAGCCGCAUUACACAAUCCGGCCGCAAUUUUACGCCUCCGCCCCGCUCAAUUCGACUUACGUGAGGUACUCAACACUCCCCCAUGAGGUUGUUUGUACGGAGAAUCUUACACCGUGGAAGAAGCUCUUGCCGUGUGGGCACAGUGAGGGAUUCCUGUCGCUCUUGAACUCCAAUCACAUCCAUUCCACAAAUUACCAUUCCCUGGGUAUCCACGUGAGGCAGCUGAAUCCUGGGAAGGGGACGGGGAAGUUGCUGGAAAUUAAGCAAACUGUCAAUUUGGUUUAUGAUCAAAUUCUUCUGGGUGGACAAGAUUGGUCAGUGAGGAAGCUCUUUGGGCAGGGUCUGAGUGGAUCCUGCCCAUUGGCUGAAUCCAGCAAAAUCUACCUGGAUGUCACGCAUUCGCAGCAAUUUGACUUUACCCCCUCCCCAGAGGUCACAGUGACAUCCAAAAGGGGUGGCAUUGAGACUUCCUUCGCUGUGUACGAUAUAAAGAAGGAAAUUCCCGGAAGGAUGUUCAAUUUGGCGGCUGUCCGGAAGCCCGAUGCUAAGCCUGCUGUGACUCUAAUUUCACCGCCACCACUGUACGCUAAGAGGUACAUUCUGGGUGUUGGUCAGGAACGUGGGAGGAUCGUUACAAAGGUCAUCAAUACACAUUGGGCAGAAUUGAAUGUUAUUGUCCAGGAGAAUAUCCCGUGGUUUGUACCAGUCUACCUCCACACGUUAUCCCUAAAGCUCCCAAAUGGGCAGCAGAUUAAGCCAGCAGCUGUAAAGUACAUCCCUGGGCAGCAGAGACGUCGUGCAUAUCACCUGGAAGUUGCUUUUCGGCUUCCAGCUCGAACAACCGUCGAAAUGUCCAUUCACUUCGACUACAUCUUCCUCAAAUGGCAGGAAUACCCUCCGGAUGCCAAUCACGGACACUACUUGGGCUCAGCCAUUGUUGCAGCACAACUCCCCGUUGCCCGUAACUACACAGGCGUCCCUGUUGAUGGAUCUCUCUUCGUGGACAGCUUCAAUGCCUCCCGGCCGGGGUACUACGUUCAAAUCCGCACGGAAUCCCUCCUCCUGACACUCCCUGUGCCUGAUUUCAGCAUGCCCUACAAUGUUAUCUGUCUAGCCUGCACCGUGGUUGCAUUAGCCUUUGGACCCAUUCACAACAUGUCCACAAAGCGCAUUGUGAUCGUCGUCAAGGAAGCUCCAAAGAGCAUCUGGACGACUAUCAGGGAGAAGGUGGGAUUUGGCGGAAAGGGCACAAAGGCGGUUGAAGGUAAAGAAAACCAAAGUCACGAGAAGAGUGAAUAAAGAAAAUAAAUUAGAAAGACUACAAAA